AUGCUGUGCGGCUCGCGAGCGACUUUUGCCCGGACGGCGGUGGCGUUCUUCAACAUGAAGCACUUUCAGACCAAAAAGAAGUACAACCUUACGCCCCAGAACAUUUAUGAGACGUUCUCCACCGUGCUGUUGCCCCGUGACCGACUGCUGCGUCAGUCUGUCUCCGGCGGCGGCGGAUCUCGAGUACUGGUGUUGGAUGCCCAACAAAGGGUGAAGGGGGUUUACCUCCCCGUCUUUUGCAUGCCGCACCCUUCCACCGUCACGAACGGCAGCAACUCCCUGGGUGUGGCAGUCGCCGACUACACGCGCUCCAUUGAGGCAACGUUGGCAAUGCACAAAGCAGGCGGCGGCGGCGGCACUGCGCCAACGUUGCCGACGGUGCUAGUGGUACUGUCGCAUCCGCAAGGACUGGCCUACGGUACCUUUCGAGCCGACGGUACACCAGGUGUUCCAAUGAAGAACCUUGCACUGGCGCCAAUUCUCGCAAAUGCGAGGACCCAGCAGGCGUCGACGAACAUCGCCUCCACACCCCUCCGGACCUCUGGCCUGGGUACGGUGAUGCCGCUGCUGAACGUUUCCCACCGUCAUGCGGAAGUCGUCCGUGACAUCUAUACGGAGCUGAAUGAGUGCGAACACGUUGCAGAGCUAGCGGCCUGCUCUACCUUCGUGUGGGUUCAAAGGGAUAACAUGUCGUCGAUGACCUUUGAAAAGGCGCAAUCCUCUGAGCGAUACUGGGAGCGUGCAAAAAACGACGGUGACAGCGCAGCAGCGCCGCCGCCCGGUGCCAUCUCGUUUCUGGACCGCCGCUGGGUCUUGCUGAUGGACGUUGCCCUUCACCCGGAUACUGGCUUAGGCCUUUACGCGCGCGAUCCCGCCACAGGCGAUCGCAUCGUGAACGCCACCGGGGUGCAGUCUGCCCUUUGCAGAGGGUUGCUCUUGCUCGAUCACGUUCCCCGUACCGUGGCGAACACGGCAAGAGCAGCCAAUCGCGAAACGGGUGUGAGUGGGUGA
This is a messenger RNA of Leishmania major strain Friedlin, 1011 nucleotides long. RefSeq lists its product as hypothetical. Lineage: Eukaryota; Euglenozoa; Kinetoplastea; Trypanosomatida; Trypanosomatidae. The record is from RefSeq and is a predicted model, not a curated record. The coding region runs from base 1 to 1011 and encodes 336 amino acids. The transcript has a single exon.